AGUCUGUGCUAUUGCCUUUCAAAUUUCCAUUCUAAAAUGGGUAUUAGUAGAGAUCAUUGGCAUAAGAGGAGAGCGACUGGAGGCAAGAGGAAGCCUCUGCGCAAAAAGAGGAAAUUCGAGUUAGGUCGCCCGGCUGCUAACACAAAAUUAGGUGCGAGAAGAAUUCAUUAUGUCCGAACGCGCGGUGGGAAUUUAAAAUAUAGAGCCUUGAGGUUGGAUACUGGAAACUUUGCCUGGGGAAGUGAGGGCACAGCUCGCAAAACUCGUAUUAUUGACGUCGUUUACAAUGCUAGCAACAAUGAAUUGGUGCGUACCAAAACAUUGGUGAAAAAUGCCAUUGUUGUUGUGGAUGCCACCCCAUUCAAGCAAUGGUAUGAGAGUCAUUAUAUGCUACCAUUGGGGAGGAAAAAGGGGAGCAAAGCACAGAGUGCUAGAGAAGAAGAUGAUGUGUUAAAUAAGAAAGUGAGUAAGAAGGUGCAGAAGAAAUAUGAAAAUAGGCAAAAGACUGCCAAAGUAGAACCAGCACUGGAAGAGCAAUUUUUGACUGGUAGAUUGUUAGCAUGUUUGGCGUCACGUCCAGGACAAUGUGGAAGAGCAGAUGGAUAUAUUCUUGAAGGCAAAGAACUAGAAUUUUACAUGCGUAAAAUUAAAUCUAAGAAAGCAAAGUAAAGUUGUAAAGAUAAAAAUCUGUUGAUAAA
Messenger RNA from Cylas formicarius (sweet potato weevil), 698 nucleotides. It is a transcript of the gene RpS8, whose product is annotated as small ribosomal subunit protein eS8. Gene Ontology annotation, molecular function: structural constituent of ribosome. Gene Ontology annotation, cellular component: cytosolic small ribosomal subunit; ribosome. The coding region runs from base 37 to 669 and encodes 210 amino acids. Lineage: Eukaryota; Metazoa; Arthropoda; Insecta; Coleoptera; Brentidae. Gene Ontology annotation, biological process: translation; maturation of SSU-rRNA from tricistronic rRNA transcript (SSU-rRNA, 5.8S rRNA, LSU-rRNA). The transcript is spliced from 4 exons. The record is from RefSeq and is a predicted model, not a curated record.